CGGUGCUUUUUUAAAAAAAAAAAUCAUAUGAACGACCAAGACUCGAGUGUGCACUGGAUAAUUUCAAAAUUGCAAGUAACCCAAAACUUGGAAGUAUUGUGAACUGUGAGGCAGGUAGCGAUAAACCCAAAACAGAGGCGAGCAGGAGGGUGGAAAGAGUGAGCACCAUGCAUUUGGCUGAUGCAGGAAAUGUGCAGUGAAUACAAUUUGAGGACAGGCAAUGUGAACUAGAAGGCAAUGCCGAAUAAACGGUGUCGAAAUAAUUCAGGCUGAAGCUGACUAGGGUUUUUAGCAGACUUAAAAUUCAGCUGGAUUUAUUCAGUCAGCGGAGGUAAUUUCCUCCAAAGGGUGUAGAGGAGCGGUGUGCAGGAACUGAGCUGUACUGAGCCUGGUUUCCCCUGUGAUGAGCAGUGUGACACUGGUAGGAGAAGCAUGUGCCUGGUUUGUCUCUGAGCAGAUAGUGCUGUUGGUUACUGCCUGCCUGCACUUGAGGGAGUUAGAGAACGCUUUGCAGGAAGGCUGUUCACUUCCUCCUCGUGUCCCACUCCAGGAGAAGGCGCAUUUAAAAUGUUCCCUUCCUCUGUGGCCAUGAGACUGGCUGCGUUUGGCUAUAGACCGGGACACUGGCUGCAAACCCGGCUGUCAGACCUCACCCAGUGCAGGCAGCUGGCUACCUCCCGGCCCCAGAGUCCUCCAGGCCCUUCCGUGGACAUCUCGGCAAUGUUAGGGCCAGGGCCGGAGCCGGAGCCGGAGCCGAGUGAAGCUCGGCUGAAAGAGCUGAGCAGGAGGCAGCCCCGGCAGAGCUCACUGCUGCUGUUCCCCGGCCAGGGCACCCAAUUUGUGGGAAUGGGCGAAGGGCUCCAGAAAUACCACAACGCCAGGCAAAUGUUCGCAGCAGCCCAGAAGAUCCUGGGCUAUGACCUGCUGUCUUUGUGUAUGAAUGGACCGGAGGGAGAGCUAAAUAAAACUGUUCACUGCCAGCCAGCAGUUUUUGUCACGUCCUUAGCUGCAGUGGAAAGGCUGCAUCUUGAAAACCCUGAAGCCAUUGAGAAAUGUGUUGGAGCAGCAGGAUUCAGUGUGGGAGAGUUUGCUGCCUUGGUCUUUGCAGGAGCAAUGGACUUUGCUGAAGCUCUCUAUGCUGUGAAAGUGCGGGCAGAGGCUAUGCAGGAGGCAUCAGAAUCCAUUCCUAGUGGCAUGUUAUCUGUUGUGGGGCAAGCUGGAUCCAGAUUCAAGUAUGCCUGCCUGGAGGCUCGUGAACAUUGCAAGACAUUGGGAAUAGAGGAUCCUGUGUGUGAAGUGGCUAACUACCUCUUUCCCAAUGGACGUGUGAUUGCUGGAAAUUUACAGGCUCUUAAAUAUUUGCAGCAGAAUUGCCGUAAGUUCCACUUUCUGCGAACUAAACUGCUACCAGUCAGCGGUGCCUUCCACACUCGCCUCAUGACAUCAGCAACUCAGCCACUCCAUGAUAUCUUGAAGGGAAUCAACAUUGAGAAACCACUGAUAUCUAUCUAUUCCAAUGUGGAUGCCAAAAAAUACGUGAACAGUAAACACAUUCGGCAACUGUUGGUGAAACAGCUGGUGAUGCCUGUAAAAUGGGAACAAACUAUGCAUGCUAUGUAUGAACGAGAACAAGGGAUUGAUUUUCCAGAUACAUAUGAGGUUGGCCCAGGGACCCAGCUUGGGACCAUGUUGAAAAACUGCAACCUGAAGGCUUGGAGGUUCUACCGACAUGUUGAUGUGAAAUUAAAGGAUGAGACUGAGGAAGAAUGAAGUAUCUUCUGUGCAGAAAGACUGAUUGACAAACAUUCCAGUGGAUGAGGAGGACAAGGAAGCAUAAGCUACAAUAAGCAUAAUGCAAGAAGAAAUACUAGAGGGACUGACUUCUUUGAAGUUGGAUAAAUCACCAGGGCUGGAUGCAUUGUGUCCCAGGCUGUUGAAGACGUCUGUGAGGAAUUUACGUCUGCUCUGAGGAUAAUUUUUCAAUCCCCACUCGUUAUAGGUCAGGUACAGGGAUUUGGAGGCCUCGUUAAAAAGGGUGUGAGGGAUGCACCAAAUAAUUACAGACCAGUCAGUCUAACGUCAGUGGUAGGCAAAUUAUUAGAUCGAUUCUGACAGACAAGGAUGAACUGUCACUUUGUAUGGUAUGGAUUAAUAAAUUUACCAGUGCUGAUACCUUCAGGGACCUGUGGGCAUGUCCUCAUGGCUGUAAUAUUCAAGUCCUGGCAACACUGGUGUAAAUC
Messenger RNA from Chiloscyllium plagiosum (whitespotted bambooshark), 2240 nucleotides. RefSeq names its product malonyl CoA:ACP acyltransferase (mitochondrial) (gene mcat). Lineage: Eukaryota; Metazoa; Chordata; Chondrichthyes; Orectolobiformes; Hemiscylliidae. Gene Ontology annotation, molecular function: transferase activity. The record is from RefSeq and is a predicted model, not a curated record.